AGCUCCAGUAUUGGUUAUUCGAGGCCUGAGCUUACACACAACAGCUUAUUGGACAACCAUGUGAACAGCAAUGUGAUUAUAAACAUCGACAACUGCGCGCUCUAUAGCACCAAUCGCCCAGCUGAUCGGCCGUCGCUAACUUACGGGGCGCACGAUCACGAUCGGCAGCGAAGACGACGCCAGCGGUUUUUAGUUAUUUUUCGGUUUUUCUGCGCGACGGUCGCUUUCGGCUUGGCUUUCGCCUGCGUCAUCUACACGCUCCACACAAUGGGAUGGAUUUUUGCUGUGCUCGUGGCGCUGGUCGCCCUGCUCCUCAACAAACCGGGCUGGCGCUGGUUCUACAUAGCGGGCGCCACCGCUAGUCGCGAUCUGACAGCUCUCUGGGCCUAUAUCAAGCUCCUGCGGUACACGAAGCGCCAUGAGCGUCUCAACUACACCGUGGCGGAUGUGUUCGAGCGGAAUGUUCGCAUCCACCCGGAAAAAGUGGCCGUAGUUAGCGAGACACAGCGCUGGACCUUCCGUCAGGUGAACGAGCACGCCAACAAGGUGGCCAACGUGCUGCAGGCCCAGGGAUACCGGAAGGGCGAUGUGGUGGCUCUGCUGCUGGAGAACCGCGCCGAGUAUGUGGCCACCUGGCUGGGUCUCUCCAAGAUCGGCGUGAUCACCCCGCUGAUCAACACGAACCUGCGCGGUCCCUCCCUGCUGCACAGCAUCACGGUGGCCCACUGCACGGCCCUGAUCUACGGCGAGGACUUCCUGGAAGCAGUCUCCGACGUGGCCAAGGAUCUGCCCGCCGAGCUCACCCUCUUCCAGUUCAACAACGAGAACAACAACAGCCAGACGGACAAGAGCAUCCCGCAGGCCAAGAACCUGAACGCCCUGCUGACCACCGCCAGCAAUGAGAAGCCGAACAAGACGCAGGUCAACCACCACGACAAGCUCGUCUACAUCUACACCUCCGGCACCACGGGACUGCCCAAGGCGGCCGUCAUCUCUCACUCCCGGUAUCUGUUUAUCGCUGCUGGCAUCCACUACACCAUGGGCUUCCAGGAGGAGGACGUGUUCUACACCCCGCUGCCGUUGUACCACACCGCUGGAGGCAUCAUGUGCAUGGGUCAGUCGGUGCUCUUUGGCUCUACGGUUUCCAUUCGCAAGAAGUUCUCCGCCUCCAACUAUUUCGCCGACUGCACCAAGUACAAUGCCACUGUCGGUCAGUAUAUCGGUGAGAUGGCACGCUACAUUCUGGCUACGAAACCAUCGGAAUACGACCAGAAGCACCGAGUGCGUCUUGUCUUCGGUAACGGACUGCGUCCGCAGAUUUGGCCACAGUUCGUGGAGCGCUUUAACAUCGCCAAGGUGGGCGAAUUCUACGGCGCCACCGAGGGCAAUGCGAACAUCAUGAACCACGACAACACGGUGGGUGCCAUCGGCUUCGUGUCGCGCAUCCUGCCAAAGGUCUACCCGAUCUCGAUCAUUCGCGCCGACCAGGACACCGGAGAGCCCAUCAGGGACAAGAACGGCCUGUGCCAGCUGUGCGCUCCCAACGAGCCGGGCGUAUUUAUCGGCAAGAUCGUCAAGGGAAAUCCCUCUCGCGAGUUCCUCGGCUACGUCGACGAAAAGGCCUCGGCCAAGAAGAUCGUAAAGGAUGUAUUCAAGCACGGCGAUAUGGCCUUCCUCUCCGGAGAUCUGCUGGUGGCCGACGAGAAGGGUUAUCUGUACUUCAAGGACCGCACCGGUGACACCUUCCGCUGGAAGGGUGAGAACGUAUCGACCAGCGAGGUGGAGGCGCAGGUUAGCAACGUGGCUGGGUACAAGGACACCGUGGUGUACGGCGUGACCAUUCCGCACACCGAGGGCAGGGCCGGCAUGGCCGCCAUCUACGAUCCUGAGCGGGAGCUGGACCUCGAUACCUUUGCCAGCAGUUUGGCCAAGGUGCUGCCUGCCUACGCACGUCCCCAGAUCAUUCGGCUGCUCACCAAGGUGGACCUCACUGGCACCUUCAAGCUGCGAAAGGUGGACCUGCAGAAGGAGGGCUACGACCCGACCUUGAUCAAGGAUGCCCUGUACUACCAGACUUCCAAGGGGCGGUACGAGCUGCUCACGCCCCAGGUCUACGACCAGGUGCAGCGCAACGAGAUCCGCUUCUAGGAGCUGCAAUCGGGAUGUAUUUAAGCCUUGCCUUUUGCCCAAUAUGCUGUUAAUUAGUUUGUAAGACAACCACGAGUCGACUUAGUCUAGGAGAGGAAUGGCGGUGAAAUUCGGUACCACACAUUUCCAUUUCAUCAUUGCACUUUUGUAUACGCUAAGCAUAUAUAUAGCGUAAACGCAGUUGCAUCUGCAUUGUAGUGUAGCAAUUGUCUACUAGAUAUCAGCCUCUUAUACGCAUUUAAAUUGUUUUUAGCCUGCUAAAGAACCUUGUUAAGUGCAAUUUCAGCUAUUGUUUAGUCAGUUUUAGUGGCAUUUACACUUCCAUUCUCGCUGCGUUUGCCUGUACAUACGCGAAGCUCUGAUGUUUUUGUAUCAAAUAAAGUUCGUUUCUUCGCCA
Messenger RNA from Drosophila gunungcola (fruit fly), 2545 nucleotides. It is a transcript of the gene Fatp1, whose product is annotated as long-chain fatty acid transport protein 4. Bases 268 to 2148 code for a protein of 626 amino acids. Gene Ontology annotation, biological process: triglyceride homeostasis. The record is from RefSeq and is a predicted model, not a curated record. Gene Ontology annotation, cellular component: endoplasmic reticulum. Lineage: Eukaryota; Metazoa; Arthropoda; Insecta; Diptera; Drosophilidae. Gene Ontology annotation, molecular function: long-chain fatty acid transmembrane transporter activity; long-chain fatty acid-CoA ligase activity. The transcript has 6 exons.